Messenger RNA from Mus pahari (shrew mouse), 1471 nucleotides. Its product is annotated as carboxylesterase 1C-like. Gene Ontology annotation, biological process: lipid catabolic process. Bases 62 to 1471 code for a protein of 469 amino acids. The transcript is spliced from 12 exons. Gene Ontology annotation, molecular function: carboxylic ester hydrolase activity. Gene Ontology annotation, cellular component: lipid droplet; endoplasmic reticulum. The record is from RefSeq and is a predicted model, not a curated record. NCBI's taxonomy places the organism in Eukaryota, Metazoa, Chordata, Mammalia, Rodentia, Muridae.
GCUUUCUAUUUAAGCAGCAGACACCUCCCUGUCUCCUAGAGUUCCUGUCCUUCCUUCCACCAUGUGGCUCUGUGCUCUGGUCUGGGCUUCUCUUGCUGUUUGUAUAUGGGGACACUCACCCUCACCACCCGUGGUGGAUACCACACAAGGCAAAGUCCUGGGAAAAUACAUCAGCUUAGAAGGAUUUGAACAGCCUGUGGCAGUUUUCCUGGGAGUCCCCUUUGCCAAGCCUCCUCUUGGAUCCCUGAGGUUUGCUCCACCACAGCCUGCAGAGCCCUGGAGUUCCGUGAAGAACGCCACCUCCUACCCUCCUAUGUGCUCCCAAGAUGCAGUUUUUGGAAAGCUACUCUUAGAUAUGUUCAACACCCAAAAGGAGAGCCUACCUCUCGAGAUUUCAGAAGACUGUCUCUACCUGAAUAUUUACAGUCCUGCCGAUUUGACAAAAAGCAGCCAAUUGCCUGUGAUGGUGUGGAUCCAUGGAGGUGGAUUGGUGAUAGGCGGAGCAUCAACCUAUAAUGGACUAGCUCUCUCUGCCCAUGAAAACGUGGUGGUGGUAACCAUUCAAUACCGCCUGGGUAUUUGGGGAUUAUUUAGCACAGGUGAUGAACACAGCCGAGGGAACUGGGCUCACUUGGACCAGUUGGCUGCACUACGCUGGGUCCAGGAUAACAUUGCAAACUUUGGAGGGAACCCGGAUUCCGUGACCAUCUUUGGAGAGUCAUCAGGAGGUAUCAGUGUCUCUGUCCUUGUCUUCUCUCCUCUGGGCAAGGACCUCUUCCACAGAGCCAUUUCUGAGAGUGGUGUGGUCAUUAAUACCAACAUGGGCAAGAAGAAUAUCCAGGCUGUGAAUGAAAUAAUUGCUACUCUUUCCGGGUGUAAUGACAUCUCAUCAGCUGCCAUGGUUCAGUGCUUGCGCCAGAAGACAGAGAGUGAGCUCUUGGAGAUCACAGUGAGAAUGAUAAAUUACAAUAUCUCCCUGUCCACCGUGAUUGAUGGAGUGUUGCUGCCAAAGGCACCAGAAGAGAUCCUGGCUGAGAAGAGCUUCAACACUGUCCCCUACAUAGUGGGCAUCAACAAGCAAGAGUUUGGCUGGAUCAUUCCAACGAUGAUGGGAAAUAUACUCGUUGAAGGCAAAAUGGAUGAGAAAAUGGCCAGUCACUUCUUGAGGAGGUUCCAGUCUGAACUUAACAUCUCUGAGAGUAUGAUUCCAGCAGUCAUUGAGAAGUACUUAAGAGGAACAGAUGACCCUGUCAAAAAGAGAGACCUUCUCCUGGACAUGUUUGGAGACAUACUUUUUGGUAUCCCGGCUGUGCUCAUGUCCCGCAGCCUCAGAGAUGCUGGAGUAUGUUGGGUUCCUCUCACCAGUGAUCUCAAGAUUCUGGGUGUGCUAGUGUGCCUGCAGCAGGGAGAGUCCUAUUGGGCCCUUGGGACCCUCCACCAAGUUUGCGCCCAAGAUCCAGCCUACCCUUAA